Messenger RNA from Trypanosoma conorhini, 2715 nucleotides. Its product is annotated as pumilio protein 2. The coding region runs from base 1 to 2715 and encodes 904 amino acids. Gene Ontology annotation, molecular function: mRNA binding. The transcript has a single exon. Gene Ontology annotation, cellular component: cytoplasm. Gene Ontology annotation, biological process: post-transcriptional regulation of gene expression. The record is from RefSeq and is a predicted model, not a curated record. Lineage: Eukaryota; Euglenozoa; Kinetoplastea; Trypanosomatida; Trypanosomatidae.
AUGUCGUAUUGGGAUAACAUCGGCUCAUCUGUCAUUGGUGAGGGAGGCCAGAGUGGUGAUGCGAAGAACUCUGUCGAGGUGGACUGGUUCUCGAACAACCAUGACAUCUUCAGCGGCGGCAGAGACACCUUUCUUGUUGACCCACGUGAUAUUAAACGGGCCGAGACGGCCCCAUCCGUCCUCACAAUGUACUCCGCGGAUGGAACUCUGUGCGUCGGUGGCAGCCUGGAAGAGGAGGUGCCCCCUGAAGAGGAAUACCGCUACACCGAAGAGUACCAUUUGCUGUACUACUCCAAGUACCCUCGCGAUCCACGUAUGCUUGUGCCACUUCGAUCCUGCGGUGGUGUGAGGCGUGCGGGAGAGCCGGGCUUGCCGGGCCGUCGUGGCGUCACGGGGAAUCAAAAGUCCUCUCAAGAAGCUGGGAAUGCCACAGACAGCCGUGAAGCGACAGCGAACAACGCCCAGGAGACGGAAGAAAAUGCCCCCGAUUCCCCUGACAAGGGAACGGCGUAUGCAAAGAGCGUUUUAGACUCCCUGACCAAGAAGCAGCAAAAACAGCAGGAAGAGCAACAAAACCGGCAGCGAUAUGAGGAUGUUCCCUCCUUUUCAAGCAUGGAGGUAGAUGCAACACUUUCUGACACACCCAUGGGGGGCAGCGUCAGCCCUCCGGCCACCACCGGAGGCUGUGCACAACUCCAGGCCAACAAAGAGGCGGCUUCCAAUGGUGGCGGUCAACCACCGCCUGCUUCCUCGCCCCAGUUGUCGCGACGGGGCGGUGGAGCAUCGCGUCGGGGGGGUCAGCAUAGCGGCCCAAAUGCUUCAAGCGGAGGGGCAAGGAAUAAUGCACGUCGGCAGGCAAACGGAGGUGUUCUUAGCUCUCUUAGAGCCCCAGCAAAUGAGCUCUCCUCGGUGCGAGAGCAUCUUGAGGAGAUGAACCAUGAAUGCUCUUACGGUGCUAUUCAAGGUCGUGUUGUCGCUUUAAGCAAGGAUCAAGAAGGCAGUCGCUUCGUUCAGCGCCUUCUGGAGGAGGAGCAGAACGUGGCUAGUAUUUUCGCCGAGGUUCUUCCUAGUACAUGUGAGUUAAUGGUUCAUGUGUUUGGCAACUAUGUAUUGCAGAAGUUGUUGGAUGUGCUUCCAGCGAAAAGUGAAAUGUUCAAGCAGCUUUUUGAAAAGGUAAGUGGACGACUGAAGGAGUAUUCAUUCCAUACUUAUGGUUGCCGCGUCAUACAGCGUUUCCUGGUGAAGGCAUCCCCUGAAAUACGAGAGAAUAUACUUGUUGAAUUGAAGGACUGUAUCGUGGACUGCGUUUUUGACCAAAAUGCCAAUCACGUGGCACAAAAGAUUAUAGAGGUUAUGCCAGAAAAGACACAGUUUAUGAAUGAGGCCUUCUUGCCUGCUCUGAAGGCGUUGUCUCGCCAUCCGUACGGGUGUCGUGUACUACAGUGCGUUUUUGAGAAAUGUUCCCCGGUUCCCGAGGUAAAUAUACGCCCACUCUUGGAAGCAGUUUUGGAGCAUGUGCAUGAGUAUGUCAUGGAUCAGUAUGGUAAUUACGUUGUACAGCAUGCAUUGCUCAACGCCCCCGAAGAUCUUCGCAAACGGUUUGUAGAAUUUCUCAUUCCUCACGUGUACGCCUUGUCGUGUAGCAAGUUCGCUUCCAACGUGGCCGAGAAAACUAUUGUGAAGGCAAACAAGGAUGAGCUGCAACAAAUUGUGGAUAUCCUCACGCGUCCACCAGGUGGGGCUGAAGAUGGAAGUUGCCUCGUUCUUAUGAUGCAAGACCCUUAUGCAAAUUACGUUGUACAACGCCUUCUUCAGGAAGUGAAUAAGCAACAACAGCAACACAUUGCCGAGCAAACACGAAGACACCUUUCAAAUAUCCGUCGUUCAGUCUAUGGUCAACAUCUUGUUCAAAAAAUGGAAAACAUGGGCAUGUUUUCAUGGAUAGAAGGUGAAGUAUGCAAUAAUCCUGUGUAUCAUGAGCAAACUGCCAUGGGAUGUGUGUCAAAUCGGAAAAUUCGUGGACCCCUGGGGCUUCGCAAUGGUGCACGUGGCGUUUCAGCACCUCAAAGUGCCUAUGUAACGCCAAUAGAAUCAUCACUUGCCACUGCCAAUUCAUAUCGGCCACCAGAGGCGUCUGUUGCGGUUGCCGGGAGAACUGUGUUGCCUUUGGCGACGGCGGGAUCUGGCUACAGCUACGGUUAUCUAGAUUCGCCAUCCGAUACCAUACUGGCACCAACUCAGCAGCUGCAGCAGGCUCCGCACCACCUGAUGUCUGUUCCUGGCGUGACGAUUGGAGUCCAGCCGUGCUAUCCAGGCAUGAUGCCUCCCGCUCCAAGGUCUCAGGUGAUGCAUACUCAGCAGCGUCAGUACCAACCACGUCAGGUAUUUGCAUUACAAGGACAACAAGAAAGCUAUAAUAUGUUGGAUUCGACAUCGAUGCCAGAGCAUCAGCAGCAGAUACCUCAAGCAAACCAGGUUACCACAACAAACGCCAUUUAUGCCAACGCAGGUGCACAUGUAGGCCAAACACCCGACAACAAGUGGGCAAACACCUACCAAACUCUCAACACCCCUGUACAACAGACGAUGUCGUGUGGUGUUGGUGCCCCCAAUUUGUACCCCAGCGUGGAUACGGCGCCGGCCUUCUGGAAGUGGGGCUGCGAUCCCGUCCUUGCCUUGUCUUCAUCCGCAGGACAGCAGCUGCGGCUAAUAUAG